Epinephelus lanceolatus (giant grouper) is the source of this 1060-nucleotide messenger RNA. RefSeq lists its product as uncharacterized. Gene Ontology annotation, molecular function: cell adhesion molecule binding. Gene Ontology annotation, cellular component: external side of plasma membrane. Lineage: Eukaryota; Metazoa; Chordata; Actinopteri; Perciformes; Serranidae. Gene Ontology annotation, biological process: positive regulation of immunoglobulin mediated immune response; positive regulation of natural killer cell cytokine production; cytokine production. The record is from RefSeq and is a predicted model, not a curated record.
UGGUCACCAUGCUCAGCCGAGACCGAGCUGCUCUGCUCUCCGUUCAACUUUUAGCUAUGUGCCAAGCGUUUGCAGACAUUCUCCCACAGAUUCAUACAUUUGACCAGAGGAAUAUCUCGGUGCCCAGGGGAGACUCCAUCAUCCUCACUUGCAACAUGUCCAUGGCUAAUGUAACGCAAAUCAACUGGACCAAAGGCAGAUCUGUUUUUGCUCAUUCAGUCUUACUCAAUCAGAAUUUUUCCAAUUUCACCUCUCACUAUAAAAUAGACUUAAACUUACCUUCAAAGCUGAAUAUUUCUAACGUUCAGCAUGAUGAUGCAGGACUCUAUAGAUGUAAUUUAACCGCCAUAAAAGGUCAACGGACUAUUGAGUGGAAUCUAACAGUGUCUGAGAAACCUGAAGGACAAAACAGUCUACUGUGGUAUUUUCCAUACAUACUGACAGCUGUAAUUGGAUUGCUUCUAUGUGUCUUCACUUCAGCUGUUUGCCUCUACAGAAAACUCAGGGCCAGGACUUCAGACCAGAGCCCGGCCCAGGAGCAGUUUCAUCUUCAGUCUGAAACAGAGGUGGCCCUCCGUCACCCGCGCGGUGGCACAGACAGUAGAGCAAACAAGCACAGGAGUCAGUACAUGGAGAGGCUCAAUUCCAUCUAUAAUCUCUGAGGAGAUGAUAAGAGACCUAUGGACAAGCCAGGUGCAUCAGAGGAAGGCAACCGGAGAGAGGACAGCUGGGUCCCUGAUGCCUGUAGCUUACCUAAUGUUGAUACAUUAAAACCAGUGCUGUCACUUUAAGGGAUUUGUUUUUACUUGUGUAUUUAUGGUACUCUGUGUGUUUUGAUAUGUCCUCAUGCAUAUGAUAGCUUUAUUAUAAGUGUGCUGUGCUGGUAUUUUUAUGUCUUUCCUGCAUUCUGAGCUCAGUAAGAAAAGCUGCUAACAAUGUUUCCUGUAAUUGCAAUCAAGUGAACUCAACAGGCUUUAAGUGGAGGUCAGUGCCCUCUAGUGUUCUGUGUGGGAAUUACAGGAGCUCUUUUCAUUGAAAAUAAAUGAUAUUUCAGAGACUA